AUGUUUGGUUAAAAGUAUGGUGCACUUAUAAUUGGGAUCUCUCUUAUUAUUAUAGGAAUUUUUGGAAUUUUAGGAUCUACAGCUAAAAAAGUAUGUUUUUAAAGAGGAUUCUUAUUCUUUCAUCAUAUAAGUGUAUUAUUAUUUGGAAUACUGUUUAUUAUCUUGUUUUAUUUGUUGAAUUUCUAAGCAAAAGAAUAUUUUGGGAAAUGUAGAAUUAAUAUAGAAUUUAGCAUGUGAGUCGACACAAAAUUUUAAAGAAUUAAGUGACGGUGUUAAAAGUGCUAAUGAAUCAUUUUGUUCUAUAAGUUGUCCAUGCAAUUUAGAUCCUACUAAAUUUAAAGAUAAAUCAGUUCUAAAAGGAAAAAUCGGAUUCUCUAAUUCUCUUUUGCCAUCUAAUGUAUAAGAUUGCAUAGGAUUUGAUUCUGAGAAAUACAAAUAUCCUAUUUAAUUAAUGAAUGUAUUCAAUAUGAAUAUUUAGAUUUUGGAAAUGAAUUUUUCAUGUUCUGGAUGGUGUACUAGCACUUCCAUUUUUGUUUUUUCAGAUAUUAAUAGAGGUAAUACAUCAGGUUUGAGUUGUUUCAAUAAAUUUUAAAAUUAUUAUGAAGAUUAUGUAACAAUUAUGGGUUAUAUUUCUUUGUGUUUGGGUAUUUUAUUUAUAUUAUCCUUUACUUUUAUAUUUUGUCUAUAUUGUGAAAAAGAGAAGUUGAAGAAAAAGAAGGCUUAAGAAUUAAGAUUGUUAUAUUAAUGA
Molecule: messenger RNA, 748 nt
Organism: Paramecium primaurelia
Lineage: Eukaryota; Ciliophora; Oligohymenophorea; Peniculida; Parameciidae
Source: the annotation of a GenBank genome assembly